AUGCAGAUUCCCAACUUUGCGCAGCUUGCUCUCGCAGGCCUGCUUGCCUCGUCGGCCGCAGCCUUCCAGGCGCCCCACGGCCCGACCGCAGUGGCCUGCCGCUUUGCUGGUGCACUUGCUGUGCUCGCCGCCCCUGUCAUGGCUGGCCCUAUCCCCGCUGUGACGGAAUCGCUUGCUGUUCGUGAUGAGGUUGAGGAUAAGGGUGAAGAUGAGAAGAAGGGGCCUCCGAAGCAUCCAGGCAAGAAGCCCGGCAAAGGCAAGGGCAAGGGCAAGGGCAAGGGCAAAGGCAAGGACAAGGGUAAGGGCAAGGGCAAGGGCAAGGGCAAACCGCCCAAGAAACCUACUCCGAAGCCCCCGCACCCAAAGCCUGAGCCAGGAAAAGAUGACGACAAGACCGAGCCGACUCCUGAUCCCGUCUUCACUAUCGGCCGCCUUGUUUGA
This is a messenger RNA of Pyricularia pennisetigena, 441 nucleotides long. RefSeq lists its product as uncharacterized. The transcript is spliced from 3 exons. The record is from RefSeq and is a predicted model, not a curated record. Lineage: Eukaryota; Fungi; Ascomycota; Sordariomycetes; Magnaporthales; Pyriculariaceae. Bases 1 to 441 code for a protein of 146 amino acids.